Messenger RNA from Anopheles maculipalpis, 2034 nucleotides. RefSeq names its product anaphase-promoting complex subunit 7 (gene APC7). Bases 172 to 1932 code for a protein of 586 amino acids. Gene Ontology annotation, biological process: cell division. The transcript is spliced from 4 exons. The record is from RefSeq and is a predicted model, not a curated record. Gene Ontology annotation, molecular function: protein binding. NCBI's taxonomy places the organism in Eukaryota, Metazoa, Arthropoda, Insecta, Diptera, Culicidae.
UCAGCGCUUAAGCUCAGAUGUUAUCUAUGAAAGUGACAGCUGUUAUUCAAUUUGAAAGGUGGUGUAAACAAAAACGUUCCUGAAGGCAAGCGGAUCUUCGACUGUGGCAAAUUGUGGCGAUUAAUUAACUAAUAAGUUUGGCCCGGUUAAUAUUUUCAACUUCACUUCAUCAUGAAAACACUGUUCGAGCAGCUGAAAACGCUGUUCGAUUUUGAGCUUUACUCAAAUGCGGCAACAUUGGCCAACCUAAUUCUCUCCAUAUACGACACAAACCGUGCCACCUUAAGCCCUGAGGAACAUUUCGGCACGCUCGUAUAUUAUGCCGAAUCACUGUUUCAUGAGCGACGCUUUCGUGAAGCAGAAACCAUCUACCGCCAGGCACUGCAGCUGAAACGGCUUCUGUCGAAAAACAAAUCUCCAAACUGUAAAACCACGCCUAGUGCAGUUCCGGGACAGGUUGACCUGCAAUCGGAGGUGGAAUUGAAGUACAAGACGGCACGCUGUCUGAUCGAGAUGAAAUGCUACCGUGAUGCGAUCGUCCUGUUGCAAUCGCUCGCACUCAAACAGCGCACUCCAAAGGUGAAUAUGUUGCUCAGCAAGCUCUGUCACAAUCAUGGCCACGAACGCAGUGCCAUCGGGACUUACAAAGAAGUGUUGAAAGAGUGUCCGCUCGCAUUCGAAGCAAUCGAAGGACUGCUAACCCUGGGAGUCAAAGGAAUCGAGGUGAAUUCCCUGAUCGUGGAUGCUACCUUGGCGCCCCAGUGUAACGACUGGAUGAGCAGUUGGAUAAAGGCGCACGCGAACAUUCAGGCCCGCAAGUACACUGAAGCCAUUCAAACGCUGCGCAGUAUCGAGACAAACACCUGUCUCCGGAACUAUCACCAGCUGUUAGUGCUGAUCGGCGAAUGUCACUACCAUAAUGGGGAGUACGAGCAGGCUUACAUUACGCUCAAGCGAGCCCAUGCCAUGCAGCCACACUCGAAAAAUGGACUCCAGAUCCUGGCGAUUUUGAUGGCGAAAAAUAAAAAAGUAGCCGAACUGGAGAAGCUCAUCACGCCAUCGCCCUCGCUGCUGAACGAGUACACGUCAGAGAUGUGGUUCGUGAUGGGCCAGUACCUGUUUGCCACGGGAAAGUAUGAAAAGGCUGUUUACUUUGUGCAAAAGGCUUGCUUUCAGAAUUCGCGCAAUAUUGAAGCGUUGGUACUGAAGGCGGAAGUGCUGUUUCAGGUGAAAAAGUAUCAGCAGGGCAUCGCUCAUCUGCGGUACGGGCAACAGUUUGCACCUUAUCGGUACGAAAUUCACAAGGCCCUGGUGGAUAAUUAUAUAAAUAUGGGCCGGACCCGGGAAGCACAGUUACAAGCACUGAAGGCGGUUAAAGUGUUGGGAGAAUCGGCUCGAACAUUGGUGCUUAUGGCCCGUACAUACAUGAAAGAUGAAGCUGCCCGACCGAAAGCGAAGGCUUUCUGCCUCAAGGCACUCGAUAUGAACGAGAACUUCUUGCCAGCGGUGUAUCUGCUGGCGGAAAUUUAUCUACGAGACAAUGAUCUCAGCGCCAGAUUGAAACUCCUGAAGAAACACGCGAUGCUUUCGAAAAACUGCAAACUCCACGUUAUGCUUGGCGAAAUGUUGAACAAUGAAAAAGAUCAUUCCGGUGCGCUAGAACACUAUUCCAUCGCACUCAACCUUGAUCCAUCCAAUCGUGUCGCAAUGUCGGGACUGCUUAUGGUGGGACAAAACAAAGGCAGUACGAGCAGCAGUGGCACAUCAAACGCGGGUGCAUCCAGUUCCUACCUUGAGUCGAUGGUCGAAGACGGCACCGAUAUGCCGGACAAUCCGCUAGAAAUGAUCGAAAUACGCACGACUGGUGCGAACGAAAUGGAAUCGGAAAGUGACGCGAUGUGGUCGGAUUUGGAAAUCGAAAUCAAUCAGUAGAUCAGUGAGUGUGGCACGGUAAGACCUGUCGAAUCGUAUUGGUGAUUGGUUUAUUUGGUGUAAUAUUUUAUUUUUAAUAAAUCGUACUCUUUCUCCACUAUA